AUGCCCGUUCCGGACGUAUUCGUGUUUAAUCGCGCCAUAAUUGACUCGACAGCAGCGGUGGCCAGCGCCUACAAGCCCAAUCUGGCUUUCUACGAGGCCCUUGGGCUGCCUGGGAUGGAAGCGCUGGAGAGAACGGUCAGCCACAUCCGCGACGUCGCACCCGACGCGGUGAUCAUUGGAGACGCCAAGAGAGGUGACAUCGGGCCGUCCGCCAGGGCUUACGCAAAGGCCAUGUUCGGAUUCUGGGAUUUCGACGCGGUGACAGUAAACGCCUGGGGCGGCAGUGAUUCAAUCGAGCCAUUCCUCGAAGAUCCAACCAGAGGCGUGUUCGUAUGGUGCAGGGGUUCCAAUCCUGGGUCCGGCGACUUUCAGGACCUGCUGGUUGACGGCAAGGGUGAGGGCACACCACUCUACGAGGCAAUGGCGCGAGCCUGCGCCGACUGGAACACAAGUGGAAACAUCGGUUUGGUCGUGGGGGCGACGGUGCCCGGGCAGUUGGCGGCAGUCCGCAGUCUGUGCCCUGAUAUGCCGCUCUUAAUCCCAGGGGUUGGGGCGCAGGGUGGAGAAUUGGAAUCGGCAGUGCGGGCCGGUUGCGAUUCCAAGGGUCGGCUGGCUCUGAUCAAUUCGUCCCGUGGCGUAAUUUACGCCUCCCCUUCCGCAGACUUCGCCAGUGCGGCCAGUGAGGCGGCCAGUCGCCUGCGCGACAGCAUCAACCACGUGCUGGAACAGGAUGGUCUGGGAUGGCUCUCGAGCUGA
This is a messenger RNA of Geodia barretti, 756 nucleotides long. The record is from the annotation of a GenBank genome assembly. NCBI's taxonomy places the organism in Eukaryota, Metazoa, Porifera, Demospongiae, Tetractinellida, Geodiidae.